Messenger RNA from Menidia menidia (Atlantic silverside), 2166 nucleotides. Lineage: Eukaryota; Metazoa; Chordata; Actinopteri; Atheriniformes; Atherinopsidae. The record is from the annotation of a GenBank genome assembly.
AUGAUGUUUCGUGAUCAGGUGGGCGUUCUGGCCAGCUGGUUCAAGGGAUGGAACGAGUGCGAGCAGACGGUGGCUCUGCUCUCCCUGCUGAAGAGGGUGAGCCGGACCCAGGCCCGCUUCCUGCAGCUCUGUCUGGAGCACUCCCUGGCAGAGUGCACCGAGCUGCAGGUCCUGGAGGGAGAAGCCAACAGUCCAGUUUUUAUCAGCCAGUGGCAAGGAGAGCCAAAGGAGCGCGUGAUCUCGCUGGUCCUGACCCACCUUCCUCUGCUCAAACCCGGCAACACGGAGGCCAAAGGCGAGUACAUGCGCCUGCUGCCCCGCAUCCUGGCCCACACCAUCGACCACGGCCACCACCUGGAGGAGUCCCGCCAGCUCCUGUCCUACGCCCUCAUCCACCCCGCCACCUCCCUGGAGGACCGGGCCGCUCUGGCACAGUGGCUCAACCACCUGGAGGAGAGGGCGGCCGCCCGGGGAGACUCCCUGGAGCGGCCCCCGCCCUCCGGGCCCCACUACCACCACCACCACCACCAGACCACGCCCCCGUCCACCCUCACCUCCUCCGGAUCCUCCUCCUCCACCAACACCUCGUCGUCGGGGAACCUCUACAGCCUGCACCACCACCAGCGCUACGGCUCGGACGACCGGCUCAACGGGCUGCAGAGCUCCCGGGACUCGGGAAUCGGGGGGGGCUGGCAUCAGCAGCAGGGCUGUGAGAACGGACACCUCCCUCUCUACCCGUCGUCCUCCGUGCCAGCAACCAUCAACACCGUCGGAACCGGCGGGGGAAGCAACACUGUCCUGACUUGUGGAGGAGGCAGUCAGCAGCACAGUCCCCUAAAGCGCUCUGUGUCCCUCACGCCUCCCAUGAAUGGCCCCAGCAGCCAGGCCCUGGGCCACGUCUGGCUGUCCCAGGAGGACAUCCGGACAGCCAGAGGUCCGGCUCCAGACCAUGCUCCUCUCUCACCCCAGAGCAGCAUCGCCUCGUCGGGCAGCGGCGGCAGCGAGCACCUGGAGGACGCAGGUUUUGGAGGCGGGUCAGGGCUGCACCGCAGUUCCUUCCAUGAGGAGGGAAGUGGCAUGAGGGAUGUUCCCGCAUGGCUGAAGAGUCUUCGCCUCCAUAAGUACGCUGCUCUCUUCUCCACAAUGACCUACGAUGAGAUGAUGUCGCUCACUGAAGAGCAGCUGGAGGCCCAGAAGGUCACUAAAGGAGCACGGCACAAGAUCGUCAUCAGCAUUCAGAAGCUCAAAGAGAGGCAGAAUCUCCUGCGCUGCCUGGAAAAGGAUGUGUUGGAGGGCAGCAAUCUCCGCAGCCCGCUCCAGGAGCUGCACCAGAUGAUCAUGACUCCCAUCAAGGCCUUCGGCGGGGGCGAGGAGUCCUCCCUGCAGCGCCCCCUGCUGAGCCCCGACAGCAAGAGCGCGGCCCCCGGCUCCCACCUGGGCGGGGGGGAGGCAGAGUCCGGGGCCAGCGUCAUCGCUGAGGGGGACCUGCCCGGCCAGUUCACCCGCGUCAUGGGGAAAGUGUGCACCCAGCUGCUGGUGUCCCGCUCAGACGAGGACAGCAUCAGCUCCUACCUGCAGCUCAUCGACAAAUGCCUCAUCCACGAGUCAUUCACCGAGACGCAGAAGAAGAGGCUGUUGUCAUGGAAACAGCAGGUCCAGAGGUUGUUCCGGUCCCUUCCAAGGAAAACCCUGCUCGACAUAGCGGGAUACCGACAGCAGAGGAGCCGUUUCGGUCAGUCCAACUCUCUCCCCACCACUGGCUGUGUCGGAGGCAGCAUGUCGGCCCGGAGGAGCCACCACCAGUUCCAGAUGCCCUCCAGGAGCCUGCCGGGCGCCAGGCUCGGCCUGCUGGGCAGCGGGGGGCUGCUGGGACCAACACCUCGCAGCUCCAGCGGCACCCCCACAGGCCCCAAGCAGGGGAGACAUGGUCCGUGGUUUGCCAACCCUGGAGGAAGCAACAGCAUGCCCAGCCGGACCCACAGCUCCGUGCAGAGGACCCGCUCCCUACCGGUUCACACCACACCACAAACCAUGGUCAUGUUCCAACAAGCAGACCUUCAAUUACCAGCGACGGAGCCGGAUAUAAACAAUCGCCUUGAGUCUCUGUGUCUGAGCAUGACAGAACACGCAUUGGGAGACGGUGCUGACCGCACAUCUACGAUAUGA